AAUGUUUUGAAGGCCCGCAACUAGCUCGUCAGCUAAUUCAACAUUCAGAACGUUAGUGAGGUUUUUCUUUUUUUUUAACAGAUAUUCAUCAUUUUAUUUUGUAUUUUACCCAUUUGUACGUCACUUGAGUUGGGGUCACAUUCACACCCAGGAUGUCCUUCCCUCCUCACUUGAACCGGCCGCUGUUGCCACCACCUGGGAUGCCCCCUCAGUAUGCUGGCUUUCCCACAGGGGCUCCAAUGAUUCCAGUCCAUAUGGGUAUUAUGACACCCACCUCUGCAGUUAUGGUUUCAUCUAUGCCCAUUGUCAGUAAGCCUGCGGUCCCAAAAAGGGAUAUUUCUGCGUUGCGAGCCAAGGAUGAUGAGAACAGCGGGCCCACCACCACAGUUUUUGUUGGGAAUAUAUCAGAGAAAGCUUCAGACAUGCUCAUCAGACAACUGCUGGCGAAAUGUGGAAUUGUUUUGAGUUGGAAGAGAGUCCAAGGAGCCUCUGGCAAGCUUCAAGCCUUUGGUUUCUGUGAAUACAAGGAGCCAGAAUCCACAUUGCGAGCCCUGCGACUUCUUCAUGACCUGCAGAUUGGAGAAAAAAACCUGCUUGUGAAGGUGGAUGCAAAGACAAAAUCUCAGCUGGAUGAGUGGAAGGCCAAGAAGAAGAUUGCAAAUGGGACAAAGAAGGCAGAAGAUGGAGAUGAUGAGGAAGAAGUUCUUGACGAGGAGACAAAGAAGAAAGAUGAGAUGGUCAAAGGUGCCAUUGAUGGAUUAAUGCGGGAAUAUGCUGCAGAACUUAAUGCCCCUUCUCAGGAUGAAGAGUCGCAGCGAAGAAAGAGAAAAAAGGAAAAGAAAGAAGAGGAUGACAUUAACACUAUUGACAUGGAGGAGGACAAGAGAGACCUGAUCUCCAGAGAGAUUAGUAAAUUUCGUGACACUCACAAGAAACUAGAGGAGGAGAAGGACAAGCGGGAGAAGGAGAGGGUGGAGUUGGAACGUGAUCGAAGAGACCGGGAAAAAGAGAGAGAGCGGGAAAGAGAACGACGGGACCGUGAGAGAGAGAAGGAACGAGAGCGGGAGAAGGAGAGGGAAAGGGAGAGAGAGCGAGAACGGGACAGAGACAGAGACCGAGAUCGAGACCGAGACAAAGACCGUGACCGUGACCGCAGGACCAGAGAGAGGGAGCGAGAGAGAGACUGGGAGAAAGAUAGAACCCGUGAGAGGACCCCAGUCCGCAGCAGAUCAAGGGAGUUGAGCCGAGACAGAGAGAAUAAGCGGGACAAGGAGGAUGAAGAGGACGCUUAUGAACGCAGGAAGCUGGAGAGAAAAUUAAGAGACAAAGAAGCAGCUUAUCAGGAGCGGCUGAAAAACUGGGAGCUCAGGGAGAGGAAGAAGGCGCGGGAUUAUGCCAAAGAGGCAGAAAGAGAGGAGGAGCGACGACGAGAAACGGUCAAAGAAGGAAAACGGUUAAAAGAAUUUCUUGAAGACUAUGAAGAUGAAAGAGAUGACCCAAAGUAUUACAGGGGGAGCGCGUUGCAGAAGCGGCUCAGAGACAGAGAGAAGGAGAUGGAGGCGGACGAGCGUGACAGGAAGAGAGAGAAGGAGGAGCUGGAGGAGAUCAGACAGAGGCUGUUAGACGAGGGACAUCCAGACCCAGACGCAGAGCUACGCAGGAUGGAGGAGGAAGAGGAGGAGCGUCUGAGACAACCUCCUAUCAUCCCAGAACCCGAACCCGUGGAACAACGCGAACGCCACAGGAGCUCUCGAGAGCACCGGGAACGCAGGCAGGAGCCGGAGAAACCAGAACCCCGCUCACGGCCUAAUCACUCUGAAAACGAAGUAGAGGAGGGAGAGGAGGAGGAUUAUGAAAACGAUGAAGAAAACACUGAUGUGAAACCGUGCUUGAAGCCCACAAUGCGGCCCAUCACAGCGGCUCCAUCAGUGUCGUCAGCCAGUGGCGACGCGUCUCCCAACACACCCGGAGAGGAGUCUCCCUGUGGCAUCAUCAUCCCUCAUGAGAACUCCCCCCCUGACGCUCUGCCGCAGGAGGAACACCGGCCAAAGAUCGGCCUCAGCCUCAAACUGGGUAACACAAGUCCUAGUCAAACUAAUGCUGCCAAAAGAAAGAAGCUUCCAGUGGACAGUGUCUUUGACAAGUUUGAUGAUGAGGAAGCUGACGAACAGCCACGAAAGAGGAAGCUGGUGCCGCUGGAUUAUGACGACGACAAAAGCCUUGGAGUGGACGGUGCCGGGCUCUCCAGUGUAAAAGGAGCCAACACUGAGGAAAAACGCAAACACAUCAAGAGUCUUAUUGAAAAGAUUCCCACAGCAAAACCUGAGCUGUUCUCCUACCCACUGGACUGGUCCAUGGUCGACACGACGUUAAUGGACCGACGUGUCCGACCCUGGAUCAAUAAAAAGAUCAUUGAGUACAUUGGCGAGGAAGAAGCAACGCUAGUAGACUUUGUGUGCUCAAAGGUGAUGGCUCACAGUAUGCCGCAGAGUAUCUUGGAUGAUGUUGCUAUGGUACUUGAUGAAGAAGCUGAAGUCUUCAUAGUGAAGAUGUGGCGGUUGCUCAUUUACGAAACAGAAGCCAAGAAGAUUGGGCUGGUGAAGUGAACAUAAGUACCAGAUCAAUAUGCCCCUCCAACCGUGUAAGAUAGUCUAGCAGAAUAACGUCAUUUCAAAUGGACUGUAACUGCAGAUUCUGCUCAUUUUCUCAAGCACCAGUUGUCCAGGUCAUGUCAUCAUUUUUUCCUCCAACACACUCAGGCUCCAUCAGCUUUCAUUCUCUUUACAGGUGCUAACUGUGUCCAUGUUGGUUUUGUAUAAAUAGUUUUAUUUGGCAAAAAUGAAAGAAUGUGGAGAGCUGCCGUCAGAGAGGCAGGCUAUAGUUGAAUUGGAGUACAGGUCUUUUGAUCCGAUACUUUCUUCAUUUGUGUGCGUCAACUGUUAGUGGGAACUCUGCGGUAUUGUCACAGUUAAUUGGUAAACGGUUUCCAACAUAUUUUUGAAUUUCUGUAAAGGAUUCUCAUUGUUGAAGGUGGAAUUUAAAGUACAAGGAUGUUUAUUUUUCUUUUUAAAACUUUGUAGUGGAAAAAUUAUUUAUUCAAGGUUUUUGACACACCUCAAGCUUAUGUGUUGACUAAACUUUUCUUUCCUCGCACAACAUUCCUGUUUAAGGGGUUGGCAUGUUUUUCUCUACAAACCACAAUGAAAAGUGCUUCAACUUUUCUUCAGACAAAACCUUAAAGUCCCAGAUGGUGACGAUAAUGAAGCUGUAACAGUCGAUAACCACUAUAGGAAAAGCUCAGACCUGGAAUACCGUAAUCAUGAAGUUGUGAAGGCACUCUCCAUUUGUUUUUGUAUUGUGAACAUUUGAUUAAAAUGGAUUUUUAUAA
This is a messenger RNA of Cololabis saira (Pacific saury), 3388 nucleotides long. It is a transcript of the gene rbm25b, whose product is annotated as RNA binding motif protein 25b. NCBI's taxonomy places the organism in Eukaryota, Metazoa, Chordata, Actinopteri, Beloniformes, Belonidae. The coding region runs from base 153 to 2606 and encodes 817 amino acids. Gene Ontology annotation, biological process: mRNA processing; regulation of alternative mRNA splicing, via spliceosome. Gene Ontology annotation, molecular function: mRNA binding. The record is from RefSeq and is a predicted model, not a curated record. Gene Ontology annotation, cellular component: spliceosomal complex. The transcript has 17 exons.